Molecule: messenger RNA, 294 nt
Organism: Uncinocarpus reesii 1704
Lineage: Eukaryota; Fungi; Ascomycota; Eurotiomycetes; Onygenales; Onygenaceae
Exons: 3
Coding region: 1-294 (97 amino acids)
Biological process (GO): mitochondrial translation
Cellular component (GO): mitochondrial small ribosomal subunit
Molecular function (GO): structural constituent of ribosome
Source: RefSeq, a predicted model, not a curated record
AUGCGUCCAAAGGGAAUGUCGACUCGCAUCAAGCCUAUCCGGCUGCAGACUGUCGACACUUUAAGGAUCCGAAGGCCAGGGAAGAUUGAGCCUGAUCCAUGCCAGACUGCCUUGAGCUCCGUUUUGAAUUGUUGGGCGUCCUCGGGCUACGGUAUCGGAGGAUGCCAUGCGCUAGAACAGCAGCUUAGGCAUUGCGCAGACACGACGAAAUACCAAAAACCGCCAAAGAGCUUGGUCAAUUUCCAUAUUUCACGCAUGUUCAAGAAGAUGAUCUCGCCACGAAAGAAGAAAUAA